ACGCCGAACAUACAUACGUACACUACUCUGUCUCUAUGCGAGAUUUGUUUGUCAACGAAUGAGUCUGAGAUUCAGUAGGGGCCAUUAGCAAACUACAGAAACGUGAGUCCCAUCCAGCCGGACUGAAGCGACUCGGUAACACAAGACUGGACUGAAUUUGACUGUUUUUUGCCACAUAAAAUGAGAAGUAGUGUCCGUGUUUGACGUUAAUCUGGCGUCCAGCCGGCUUCGUUAGCUUAGCAAGCUAACGAGCGAGCGAGCCAACAGCGGCGGUACGUAAACGCAGUAAUGCGGUGGGAGCUCGUGAGGAGGUCUUUCGCUUAUCCGUUUUUAAAACGUAUGUAUUGUGCUACUAACUGAUAUAUGGACCAAAUGAAUUGUUACAGAGCAGUUAUAGCUUCCUGAAACUAAAGUGACAGCAAAAGAGGUAGUUGUGGCGAUGCUGCUGCUGUCAUAAUGACUAAAACAUCCACACCUAUCUUUUUUUACCGAUAGUAAUAGUUUUGGCUCCGCUGGUCCGCGUUGACACACUGGCAACAACAGGAAGUAGGGUGGGCUCUGGCAGGCGAUGUGUAUUUUUGUUAUCACGAGAUGAGUCUCGUGAAUGAAUCGAUGGAGGCAGGGAUGUCCUCCGUCCAGCCGGGACUGGACGGACACCUGCCGCUUUUACACGCCCGACACCACGGCUCACAGGACGGGCUAGUGCUGGACCUGGACUCCCCGGAAGCCUACCUGGACAGCAGCCCACUGGAGUACCGAGACAGUGAUGGGAACAACGCUAGUCCGUUUUACGAAAAGAGAAAGAGGUCUCGGUCCAACAGCUCGAGGCACAGAUUCAACGAGGUUGUCACGGAGCUAGUUCCGGAGGAGGUUCGGUGGUUUUACAAAGAGGACAAGAAAACAUGGAAGCCUUUUCUCGGACACGAUUCGCUCAAAAUUGAGUUGAUGUUUCGGAAAUACUGCGAGCUAAACCCUGGUGCAGUACGCACCCGGGUUAGCUGCGGAGAGGAGGAGAGCCCCGGGCUGAACGGCUCGGUGCCCGGAGACUCUGGGACCGGCGAAGGCCGCGGAUUUAUGGACACGUCCAGCGUGUCCUUUGAUGAGAGGGACUCUGAUGGCAUUGAAAUCAACUUGGAGCCUGUAUGUGUACGAGGAGGACUCUAUGAGGUUGAUUUGAAGGAGAGGAAAUGCUGUCCUGUCUACUGGAAGCAACAAGACCAUAUUCCUGUGAUGAGGGGCCAGUGGUUCAUCGAUGGUACCUGGCUCCCGUUAGAAGAAGAGGAGAGUGACCAAAUAGAGCUGGAGCACUUGAACCAUUUUCGAGGACAACAGAUGCAGGACACCUUCGAGACAGAUUUAGUGGUCAAGACCGUUGACAGCAAAGAUGUUCUCUCCCACCUGCCGCCUUUCUACCUCCCUUUUCUGUUCAAAUGGAGUGGAUAUCAGACGAGCGCUAAAACUACAUGUCACAAGCGCAAACGCUGCCAAGCCAUCCACAGUCACAAGCUGAGUCGAACACAUGUGGAUUGGCACAGUGUGGAGGAGGUCUACCUUUACAGCGAUGCCACCACUUCUAAAAUAGCACGCACUGUUACCCAGAAACUGGGCUUUUCCAAAGCUUCGAGCAGCGGCACGCGGCUCCAUCGGGGGUACGUGGAGGAGGCCUCACCAGAAGACCGACCGCCUCACACGACACAUGUUGUCUUUGUGGUACACGGGAUUGGGCAGAAGAUGGACCAGGGACGCAUCAUUAAAAACACAGCAAUGCUGAGGGAGGGGGUCAGGAAGAUGGAGGAGAGGCACUUUUCAGAGCACAACGAUGAACAUGUGGAAUUCCUACCAGUGGAGUGGCGCUCUAAACUCACAUUGGAUGGAGAUACCGUCGAAACAAUCACGCCAGACAAAGUGAGAGGACUGAGAGACCUUCUCAACAGCAGUGCCAUGGACAUCAUGUACUACAACAGCCCGCUUUAUCGAGAUGAAAUAACCAAGGGCCUUACAGAGGAGCUAAACAGACUCUACUCACUCUUCUGCUCACGGAACCCCGAGUUUGAGGAAAGGGGUGGCGAAGUGUCCAUCGUGUCCCACUCCCUCGGCUGUGUCAUCACCUAUGACAUCAUGACGGGAUGGGAUCCCGUACGCUUCUGUCUGCAGGAGCUUUGCGCGGUGGAGGAGGAGCAGGAUUUACACUGGACGUCUUACGAGGAAAGACAACUUGUAGACCAGCUGAAGCUCACAAGAAACAGGUUACGGGAGCUGGAAAAUCAACUCGUUAAACUGGAAGCCUCUAAGCCCUCAGCACCCCCAGCUCUCAAAUUCAAGGUGGAAAACUUCUUCUGCAUGGGUUCCCCUCUAGCCGUUUUCUUGGCUCUGAGAGGGAUUCGGCCGGGUACCAGCUGCCAUCAGGACCACAUCUUGCCCACUUCCAUCUGCAACCGGCUCUUCAAUGUCUUCCAUCCCACGGACCCUGUGGCUUACAGGCUGGAGCCCCUAAUUCUCAAACAUUAUAGCAACGUUGCACCGGUCCAGAUACACUGGUGCAGUGCCACCAACCCCACACACUAUGAUGAAAUCAGGCCCACAUUCCUCAACCCAGUCAAAGAUCCAGCUUCGGACACUGAGAGCAUCCCCAGUCCCAGUACGUCUCCAGUCCUCCCUCGCAAACACUACGGGGAGUCCAUCACCAGUCUGGGCAAGGCCAGCAUACUUGGAGCAGCGAGUAUAGGAAAGGGGAUUGGAGGCAUCCUCUUUUCACGCUUUUCCCGAUCAAACAGCCAGCCAUCAGUGUCUUUGGGACUUGAGGGAGUGGUGAAUGCUGAGGAAGAGGAGGAAAAGCGCUCAGAAAGCCAAUCAUCCUAUGGCCUCUCCACCAUGACUCGACCCACUUCUCCCACCAUAGAGUCGUUGGAGCUGGAGAGGCGCAUCGACUUUGAGCUCCGGGAAGGUCUGGUGGAGAGCCGCUACUGGUCAGCAGUGACUUCCCACACAAGCUACUGGUGCUCACACGACAUAGCGCUUUUCUUGUUGACCUUUAUUUAUAAGCAGAAGUCGACCCCUUCCGCCCCAGCAGACGACACUCAAGAGCCAGACUGAGGCAGCACACGUGUUACAACACACUCCUGAGAUGUGUCCUGUAGCGCUGGAGGUCUGUUCCGGACAAGACUCAAAGAUAGCUGUGUUUAAAGAACUUCUCAAACACUCCAACAACGACUUCUCUUUUAGUUCUUGAUGAACCAGCUAUUUGAACGUUUUGAGAAUUGUUACUUUAAAAGAAAAAUGUAAACUCCUUUGCAAGUUGUCCUUUUUCGUCUCCUCAUUUGUGCACAUCCAUCCACCCCGAGGGCCAGUAUGACCACGUACUAAGCAUCAACGUGGAAGCAACACCUUCAACCUGUUCAUCAUGUCUGCUGUUAAUCGAGGUUAGCUUAAAUCCAGCUGCUCUCAUGCACGCACGCACGGGGCCCUGAGAAAUGUUUGCCUCAAUCAGCUGUAGAGGUUUCAAGCUCCACCUUUUCUCAUUUAAGUGAAAAACAAAUGCUAGCAUAAAAAUGCAAUGCUGCUUGAAAUCAGCUAAAAUUUGUAACCAAUCAUGUUUUUCUCAAUGUUUUUUCUCUCUCUCUCUCACACACACACACACACGCACACACACACACACACACACACGCACACACAAUCCCCUAAAGGGCAGAAUCCCUUUAAUGAUGGAAUGGCAAUAUGAGAGAAUACUUCAUUUUAGUUUCUCCCUUAGAUUUGUUUCCAGGCGGAUCAAAACCAAAUGGCACCAGAUGUAGGCAUUUCUCAUUCUUUAUCAUCAAAUACUUGGCAUUGGUUUUUUUCUUAAGUUAAGACCAUUUUGGACAAGUGUCAUAUGCCAGUUACAGCGAAGCCCUCGGUCGAAUUCACACCAACGUACGGCAGGAUAAUCCUGCUGUGGAUUACAUAGAAACAAACAGAUCAGUGCACUUAAAUGAGGGCCGGAUUAUUGUUGUUGUUUUGUAUAACUUAUUCAAUCAAGUCAGUCAAAAGGUUUCACUUAAAUCAACCAAUCACUCAUCCAGCUGAAACCAAUGUUUCUUUUUGUUCUUGUACCUUUUUACUGAGGUCUAGAUGAAAAUAAUGCUUCAAUAUGUAUUUUUACUUAAAAAAAUAUUUUCAUAGCAAUUUUCAGACUUGGAUACAAACCCGAGUCUCGUUGUGGGAUUCAAACUUGUGGCCAAAUAAUGUUUAUUUGUCUAGUUUGUGAGGUGCUUUAGUGAUGCUGCUGCUUAUGAAUAGUCCCAGAUAUAUUUAAUUGACUGAUAGUGAUAAAAGUUGAUAUCUUAUUUUUAUGGGUUGGUAAAGCAUUGCACACCAUAAUUAACUGUAUAUUCUUUACCUUUUAUUGUGACAGCUUUGCACUUUCCCCCCUUUGAUGGAAUCGUUUUCCGAGUGUGAAAGAUGGGUUUUCCAUCCUGCUGUCAUCUAGAUCAUCAGAGUAACACGAUCGCUCAAGAGAUACGACUCAUUCGUUCCAAAAAAGAUAGAAAUAAGACAAUGUGGAGAUUAUUUUCUUUAAAAUUUCUCCAGCGUCUCAGAGCAAAUUAAUAUAUAUAUUAAUGUAUAAAGAACAAAAAUAGCAGCUUUUAUUAGUCCCAGUAAAGAUUUAGCUGAAAAUAGGAUUGUUACACACUUUGCAUGGGUUAAUGUUGGAACAGUAAAGGUAGUGCAAUGUGCCAACACCUCUAGACAUCAUUACUACAAACCACUCUUUAAAAAAAACUUUGCAAAGAAUGAAAACAUGAAUAUGGGUGUCCUCAUUAUGAGUUACAUGCAGCAGAUCUGAUUAAAACCAGUGUCAAAUUAAAUUUAUCCAGUUAAUGAUGGGUUAGCUACUGAAGAGCUUAAUGCAGUCUGUUGCGGUGUGUGCUGCAGCUCGUGUUUUUCCACCAUCAGGUCCACCAGACUGGAAUCUGUAGAUGUUUACUGUCUAUUGUUUGCAAAGGACAAUUUACAGAAACCAGGCUGCCUUCAGUUCUGUAACCAGGAGGUGGAACCGAAGCUGGGACAAGCAAGGCUAAGAAUUGCACAGAAACUAUUUUGGGAAAUUGGUUUAUAUGCAUUAUUUUGCUGCGCAUGCGUUUACAUUUGCAGCAACAAGAGGCAGAAAGUCAUUUUAUUUAAAAAAAAAGUAACAACCCACAGUUGCCUCUUCAUCACGCAGUUUGGGAAGAGGUGCAGCACUAGGACGAAGCAUUGUUCCCAUCAUCGUGGUCUGCUCAUGUUUCAUAAACGUCUGUUAACGUUAGCACAUUUUUCAUCCUGGCAGUUUUUGGAUUCAAGCACAGAUUUCUGAAUGUUUGCUCUGCUUGCUUAGGCAACUGGAAAGCAUUCUCGAGAGUUUUGUGGAGCUGUUGUAACUUUGACUAAAUGAUCGUUUAAUGUACAGCUUUUUUUGGACCAGUGACGGUAUAUUUUUCUUAUUAAAGGCGCCAUAAACAUCAGGGAAUCGUCUUCUGUUACGUGUUUGUAGAUUUGAAGCUCUUUGUUUUACACCAGAUUUAAGCCAUUGUUGACUACAGCUGAGCUCGGAUGUUUUGUCACUUUGUAAAAUAUUCACAAAGUAAUAAGGUUACAUUUGGUCUGAAUCCAUCUGUAGCCAGACAAGUGGUUUAUUUAAAAAAAAAAGAUGUGCAUUAAAUGAAACGUCUAAAAUGAAAUGAUGUUUGUUAGUCCUUAGAGCUGUGCAAUAACCCAUGCCUGUAAUGGCUUCUAACUGCCAUCCAGAGCACUGUAUUUAUUUCCUUUUAUUAAAGCAUUUUCUUUUGGAAUACACCA
This is a messenger RNA of Nothobranchius furzeri (turquoise killifish), 5814 nucleotides long. RefSeq names its product DDHD domain containing 1a (gene ddhd1a). Gene Ontology annotation, cellular component: cytoplasm. NCBI's taxonomy places the organism in Eukaryota, Metazoa, Chordata, Actinopteri, Cyprinodontiformes, Nothobranchiidae. Gene Ontology annotation, molecular function: glycerophospholipase activity; metal ion binding. The record is from RefSeq and is a predicted model, not a curated record.